Molecule: messenger RNA, 8032 nt
Organism: Coregonus sp. 'balchen'
Lineage: Eukaryota; Metazoa; Chordata; Actinopteri; Salmoniformes; Salmonidae
Source: the annotation of a GenBank genome assembly
GUUAGUUGAUGCUGAGAGGAGAUGGUCAGCAGCUGCAACUAGGGAGUGUUUCAAGAUACAAAUUCAAUGCGUUCUCUUCGUCAGCUAUCGUAUAAUUAUGUAUUACACAAAUUGGCUUGUUGGUGUGAAAAAUAGAGCAUGCAUUCGCAAAGCAAACAAAACGCCUAGUAUCGACUGGAAAAGCUUCAUGGACAUAUACAACAAUACAACGUCGUACAAACGAAAUAGAUCUGAGCUCAUUUUAAGCAAGCUUCUUUUGAAAAAAGGUGAGAUAAAUGCUUUGCAAAAUGGCAUUCAAGCCAACAACAUGUUUACAGGAAAAUGCACCACGUUUUAUCAAAUAUAUGUUUUGUUCAUUUGUGCAUUUUUUUGAAAACGUUGAUGAAUUUGGCUCCAUCUCUCUCUGCUCGAGCGACUGAUGAGUGCAAACCUUUUGUAAUAGCAAAAACACAAUUGUUCUACUAUUUGCAGAAUAAAUAUGAAAUGCAUUUGGACGUCCAUAACAGUAAAAGUGUGCAUACAUCAUUGAGUGUGAGUCUAAUGUCAGAAAUAGAUAGCCAGCCAGCCACUGGAACGAGCCAAGUUUCUUGUUUCAAAUCAUCCACCUUUUAGGUCAGAGUUGAGGGUGAGGCGUGCCUGGUUACCAAGGUGACGGCCCAGCUAACACGGCUAGCUAGUAGUAGAGAUAAAAAAUGUCCUCCUUAGCCUAGGCUAGAGAGCAGCAAGGCGUAUUUUUACCCCAGCCUUUCAAUCUUGGAGCUAGAUUAUUUAGUUAGCUAGCAUGCUUGCCACAACAACACCACAGAUAGAACAAUGAGAUUAGUUAUAUACAUAUUUGACAACACUGUGCCAUGAAAAGAACGCAAUGUGUUAUUUAAAUAUAGGACUAGCUAGUAUGGAUAAUUUACUUCUAUGCAGUGAACACUUGAAGAAUGGAUAGUAAGUUGAUCGAAUUGCUUGCCUGUACUAACGGUAGGUUGUGCCUGUAACCGAAAGGUCGCUGGUUCUAAUCCCCGAGCCGACUAGGUGAAAAAUCUGUCGAUGUGCCCUUGAGCAAGGCACUUAACCCUAAUUGCUCCUGGAAGUCGCUCUGGAUGAGAGCGUCUGCUAAAUGACUAAAAUGUAAAUGUAAAAUGUACUAGUAGCUAACGUUAGCUAGCUAGCUACUAACGUUAGGAAGCUAGUACAGUAAGCUAGCGUUGGCUAGAUACAGCUACUGUAGAUAGAGAGCUGCAUGUGUUUUCUCAACUAUUUUGUUGUUAUGCAGAUUACAAGAUAAUCAAGAAAAUUGGAGAAGGGACAUUUUCAGAAGUGGUGAAGGCUCAAAGCCUGAAAGAUGGGAAAUAUUAUGCGUGUAAAACGAUGAAGCAGUCACUCAGCAGGUAAUUAUCAUGUGUGCUGCCCAUAAGUAUAUAAUGGUACUGCCUGCUGCUUGCCUUCAGGUGCAUGACAUCCUCUUUGUACGUGGACCCUUGCCUUGAAACUUGAGCCAGCAGCAUGACACCCCUACCUAUCCUACUGGGUGUCAACCAAUGAUGUGUAUAUUGGUUUCAACAUACCCUGACCAAGUGAGGUUGAGGUCAGCAAGGGACAAUGUUGCUUUAAGUUUUGUGCACAUAUUUUUUAAAGCCUGUAUCUUUGAAAAUAAGUCAUGAGACAUGUUCUCUACAAUAGACAGAUACAGUUACACAUAAUAACGUGUUUUGUUUCUUGUUGCUCAGCCUUGAACAGGCCAACAACCUGCGAGAAGUCCAGGCCAUGAAAAAACUGAACCCUCACCCCAACAUCAUUCAGCUGCAUGAAUUGAUAUUGUGAGUACAAUGUUUGUCACAGUCUUUUUCAUUGUAUGUGUGAAGCCUGAACUGAAUAAUAACAUGAUAAUUUUGUCUGAUUCAUUCGAUGUGUUACAGUGACAAAGAAUCAGGGACCCUGUCCUUGGUAUGUGAGCUGAUGGAGAUGAACAUCUAUGAGUACAUACGAGGUCAGACACACAGGAAAACUGCUACUGUGAAUGACAUGAAACUUUUACCACAACUGUAACUACAGUACAUCAAAGACUAUUUCACAUUCCGUUAUCUUGUGUAUUGCUAACUUGUCUCACUUGCAGGGAGGCAACAACCUUUGCCAGAAAGUAAAAUCAGACUCUACAUGUAUCAACUUUGCAAGUCACUCGAUCACAUGCAUAGGUAAGAAUGAAAAUAUGGAUGGGAGCUUGUCCAUGAAAGAAUACUUUUGCAUUUACAUUUACGUCAUUUAGCAGACGCUCUUAUCCAGAGCGACUUACAAAUUGGUGCAUUCACCUUAUAGCCAGUGGGAUAACCAUUUUACAAUAUGUUUUUUUUCUUUCUUUGGGGUGGGGUAAGGGGGGGUAGAAGGAUUACUUUAUCCUAUCCCAGGUAUUCCUUAAAGAGGUGGGGUUUCAAGUGUCUCCGGAAGGUGGUGAGUGACUCCGCUGUCCUGGCGUCGUGAGGGAGCUUGUUGCACCAUUGAGGUGCCAGAGCAGCGAACAGUUUUGACUGGGCUGAGCGGGAACUGUGCUUCCGCAGAGGUAGGGGGGCCAGCAGGCCAGAGGUGGAUGAACGCAAUGCCCUCGUUUGGGUGUAGGGACUGAUCAGAGCCUGAAGGUACGGAGGUGCCGUUCCCCUCACAGCUCCGUAGGCAAGCACCAUGGUCUUGUAGCAGAUGCGAGCUUCAACUGGAAGCCAGUGGAGUGUGCGGAGGAGCGGGUUGACGUGAGAGAACUUGGGAAGGUUGAACACCAGAUGGGCUGCGGCAUUCUGGAUGAGUUGUAGGGGUUUAGUGGCACAGGCAGGCAGCCCAGCCAACAGCGAGUUGCAGUAAUCCAGACGGGAGAUGACAAGUGCCUGGAUUAGGACCUGUGCCGCUUCCUGUGUAAGGCAGGGUCGUACUCUCCGAAUGUUGUAGAGCAGGAACCUACAGGAUCGGGUCACCGCCUUGAUGUUAGCGGAGAACGACAGGGUGUUGUCCAGAGUCACGCCAAGGCUCUUCGCACUCUGGGAGGAGGACACAACGGAGUUGUCAACGGUGAUGGCGAGAUCAUGGAACGGGCAGUCCUUCCCCGGGAGGAAGAGCAGCUCCGUCUUGCCGAGGUUCAGCUUGAGGUGGUGAUCCGUCAUCCACACUGAUAUGUCUGCCAGACAUGCAGAGAUGCGAUUCGCCACCUGGUUAUCAGAAGGGGGAAAGGAGAAGAUUAGUUGUGUGUCGUCUGCGUAGCAAUGAUAGGAGAGGCCAUGUGAGGAUAUGACAGAGCCAAGUGACUUGGUGUAUAGCGAGAAUAGGAGAGGGCCUAGAACUGAGCCUUGGGGGACACCAGUGGUGAGAGCACGUGGUGCGGAGACAGAUUCUCGCCACGCCACUUGGUAGGAGCGACCGGUCAGGUAGGACGCAAUCCAAGAGUGAGCCGCGCCGGAGAUGCCCAACUCGGAGAGGGUGGUGAGGGGGAUCUGAUGGUUCAUAGUACAUAAUCAAAGGCAGCAGACAGGUCUAGAAGGACAAGAGCAGAGGAGAGAGAGUUAGCUUUAGCAGUACGGAGAGCCUCCGUGACACAGAGAAGAGCAGUCUCAGUUGAAUGACCAGUCUUGAAACCUGACUGGUUUGGAUCAAGAAGGUCAUUCUGAGAGAGAUAGCAAGAGAGUAGGCUAAAUACGGCACGCUCAAGAGUUUCAGUUUACAUUUCUUACAGACAUUUCACUGUUGCGUGGCAUAGGCUACAGGGGGGUUAAGGGUAAUUGUUUUGCUUCCCCUAAAAGUUACAGUUUUACUCUUUUGUUAUUUUCGUACAGCAAUGGGAUCUUCCACCGUGAUGUUAAGCCAGAGAACAUUCUAAUCAAAGUAAGUAAAAAAAACCUGAUGAUGCUGAAAACCUUGCCUGCUGAUUUGUAAAUAAGAACUGUUACUGUUUCAUUAUUUCCCAUAUGUUACCAAUGACUUGGUUGGUUGCUUCCAUAGCACGAUGUGCUCAAACUAGGAGACUUUGGCUCGUGCAGGAGUUUGCACUCCAAGCCCCCCUAUACAGAGUACAUCUCCACCCGCUGGUACAGAGCCCCAGAGUGCCUCCUCACAGACGGCUAUUACUCACACAAGAUGGACAUGUGGAGUGUAGGAUGUGUUUUCUACGAAAUCAUCAGGUACCUCUCUCGUCAUUGGCUGUGACCGUAUUCUCAAACUACAUACUGCUUAUGUACUUCCCAUCCUUGCAUACCCAAAAAGCCAACUAAAUAGGAUGUAGUAUUAUAUAAUUUGGUUAUAGCCUCAGUGAUGUAUGUAUUCCUCUACGGUCAAAGCCAGACAUUCAUGAACACAUACUGUCGUGUAAGUAGCCUUGAUGGCAUCACAGAUUAUCAUGUUUUUAUAUUUCAGUCUCAGCCCUCUGUUUCCGGGUACCAACGAGUUGGAUCAGGUGACCAAGAUCCAUGAUGUUUUGGGUACACCUGACAGCGGUCUUCUUCAAAAAUUCAGGCAGUACGUUGCCUUCUUUGGUUGCGUUAUAUACGUUUCUCAUGUAAUGGAGACCAAUGCCUUUACAGUAUGUUCAAUGGAAACCAUUGUCCUUAGUGACAGUGUUGUACAUUAUUGUUGACAGGUCUAGGGCGAUGCGUUUUGACUUCCCUCCACGGAAGGGCAGUGGGCUCUCUCGGCUCAUCCCAAACUGUUCUGCGCCCAGUCUGUCAUUGCUCUACCAGAUGCUGGCCUACGACCCAGAGGAGCGCAUUGGCUCACGAGCGGCACUACAGCACGUCUAUUUUAGAGAGCUACGGUAAGCACACACUGUACUGUAUAGAAAAUACAGACAUACUGUACUGUGCCUUAAAAUUGUAGUGAAAGAUACAGUAUUUCAUUUUUCAUAUGGUAAAUGCUAUCUUCCCUCCUCCUGUCCUCUUGGGUCCUUGUCUCAGGCUGGCAGAGAGGAGAACUGAUAGUCUGCACAGGGCCAUUGGGACUGUGGAGGGAGGAGAGAGCAGUGGGACCCCCAACUCUGUGGAUCACCUGUGGCGCAUGGCCAGACAGGGCAGGAGGCAGGUAAAAAAAAUAGCUCCAAAAGGUUGACUCUACAUCACAUUUUAUGGAUAACAUGUAAUAAUAGGCUACAUACUGGAAAAAUGACAAAAUAUGCCAUAAUUGCGAUGCACUUUGCCCUACUACUAUGUGGAUAGUGUCUCAUGAAGGCCUAAUAUUAUUUUGUUUUGCAGCACAACAUAAAACAUGUUGCAGAGCCUCGGAUCAGACGCAACGCCCCACAUUAUCUAGUGGAAUUACCAAAGCUCAAUGUGGUAGUGCCUGCACCCCAGAUCACCUACCCUGUUACCACAGUGCCAGCUCUUACUAUCACUCACUGUGGGUCCCCCCUACCAGCCAUCACGUCAAAAAAGUGCCACUCGCGGUUGGCUAAGGUAAACACACUCCAUUACGGUGUACAUUUUAGGACAUCCCUACGGCUACUCCCUAUUUUAGGACAUCUCUAAGGCUACUUACUCCCUACGACAAAAGUCCUGUACAAACAUUACUUUAUUGCACAUCAUAUAAAGCAGUGGUCACCAACCGGUCGAUCGCUAUCGACUGGUCGAUCUCCAAGGCAUUCUAAGUCGAUCACCAAACAUUUCUGUAAAAAACUCAAUUUUGAACCAUUUCAUUUGUCUGAAGGUACAAAUUCUGCCAUCCCGGGGGUAGCAAAUCAAGUGCACUAUAGGCCUACCGCUGGCCAAUCGGAUGGCUCAGAUUACCGUGUCUGCAGUAACGUUGCAGGCAUAAAAGAAAGUCCCAUGUGGCUCAGUUGGUAGAGCAUGGCGCUUGCAACGCCAGGGUUGUAGGUUCGAUUCCCAUGGGGGACCAUUAUGUGAAAAAAGUAUGAACAUGUAUGCACUCACUACUGUAAGUCGCUCUGGAUAAGAGCGUCUGUGAAAUGACUAACAUGUCAAUGUAAAAAAUGAAAGCUACAGCAAAAUUGAUACUGUGAGAUUUCUAAACUUUUAAAACCAUGACUAGAGAGAGACUGUCAACGAAUACAGCAGAGCUGCUGUUUUUCUGAGUGAGUUCAUGUUUAAGUUUUUACUCCGCACUGUCAACACUUUGUUCAACACUUUUAUAAGCCAUAAAAUGUGCGUUCUCCCUACUUCCACUCACGCUACAACCAGCACUCCAGCUGCAAUUAAUGAGUAGGAAAGUGUAUCGAUAGGCUUGGGUCGUUUUUUUAAUAUCAAGGAAUAUUUCACUUUCUCUGGUCAUAGGAGUAACAACAUGAAUUUGUGCAUGAGGCAGAAAUAAUGCUGUACGACUCGAGUUUCACCAUCAGCUGGAAGACAGUGUCCCUUUUUGGUCAGUGUCAGCGGAGGAAGAGAGAGCGGAGGGACGUUGAGAGGCGGACCCUCCGUCUUCUGCCCUCUCCCUCCGCUGAGACUGACCAUCAGAUGCAGGCUCCAUCAGCCCAGUAAAAUUUUAAAAAGCAAAGUAUUUAAAUGUAUGCUCACUCAGCUGUGCCUCACAAGUAAUACAACAACUGAUCAAUUACUGGUGUGAUCAUAUAGCCUACCUCAAAUGAUGAAAUAUGUAUAUAUUUUUUCUUUAUGGUCUGAGAAGAACAGCAAUGCGUUGGCAAGUCAAGCAAAGCCAAUAUGCGGUGAUAAUGUUUUGGGCCUAUAGUCUACUGCACAAACCUCAUUACUACAGUACUGUUUUUAAUAGGAUAAUGUUGCAUAGGCUUACGUCAUGUUAAAAAACCCUGGAACAGUAGAUAUCAGCUUGCAUUUUGACACAGAAAGUGAUCUCGACUCAAAAAAGGUUGCUGACCACUGAUAUAAAGGAAGACCACCCUAAUGUCAGAACAUCUGAGGCUGUAAGUAUCAAGCGUCUUAGAAAAUAAGUGCUGAUCUAGGAUCAGGUCCCCCCUGUCCAUGUAAUCUUCUGCAUUAUGAUCUAAAAGGCAACACUUAUCCUAGAUCAGCACUCCUACUCUGAGACCCUUGAUACAUACAGCCUCAUGACUCGCUCAUGUGUUGUUCAUAUUUCUGUUAAUAACCUUUUUUUGUUUGCCUCCUCUUUUCCCAAUAGCCAAGGGAUGAGUCCUACCGCUCUGCUUUCAAGACCUAUUACAUGCCUCCUUUGGACAGGAAACGUGGUGGCUACUGAGAGCCCCAAUUCUUAAGAACUGUUGCUGUUUAACAGAACAUACCUGUAGCUACUGUACAUACUCUAAUCUGCUUUGUUUGAAAUGUUAAGACAAUAUUGUUUGAACAAAGCUAUUCAGCUUCUGCAAAGCCUGCUACUUUCUGGUGAGCAAUGCAAACAGGGUGAAUAUCACAUAGCAAUAAUUACCAGGGUUAAUUUGUACAAGUCAUAAUUCCUGCAGAUGAAAUACAACAUGAUCCCCAAAGUAUAUUUGACUCUGUCAUCAGUGUUCGCCUAAUGAGAGGAUAUUGCCUAUUAACCAUUAAUAACCCAGCCAUUUCCUAACUAAAUUAGGUGUGUCAUGUUAACGGCUGUUGAUAAGUUAGCUCAAAAUGUUGCUAUUGACUAUAAUCGCAUGCAACGCAGAUAUUCAAGGACGAGCUCUGAUAUAUUUAAUCAAGUGAUGAAAGAGUAGGUUUUAGUUAAUUAAUUCAGCACAGUAUAGUGUAUGCUAGUGCUUGAUCGAAUUAGAUUUUGGGAAAUUCACUUUUUUGCUCACAGAGCAUAUCAUCUUUAUAAUAAAAUCAAAGUUGCAGAUUUCCUAGACCACUGUGACUUCCAAAGCAAUAGUCACGUGCAUGACAAUAAUUACAAAAGAAACAAACUCCUUAAACUCUCAGAAUGUGCUUUAGUAUCACCCUUUUUACAAAAGAUCUGUAGAAUAUACUACUGCAUUGCCAAAGGAGUAUAAAAUGUAUAUACUGUAUUUUGAAAACGCAACAUUUUGUAACAAGUUCUGUGAAUGUUUUUCCCUUUUUCAAUGAUGUCAUAUUACAUAAGAUUUUGCAAAGCUGUGACAGACAGUCUAAGUCAUUUUAGACAGAGGCACACUACAUGACCAAAAGUAUGU